AUGGAGACCCAACGCGACAACUCAAUUCCAUUUCUAGACGUUCUCAUCACUAAGACACCGUCUGGAUUCCCAUCUCACCAGGUGUACCGGAAACCUACCCACACAGACCGCUACCUCAACUUCCGCUCACACCACCACCCGUCCAUCCACCAAUCAGUCGCCAACACACUCAUCAGACGAGCCCACCAACUCAGCGACAAGGCACACUUACAUCAAGAACUCAAGCACGUGACCAAUGCACUCACCACCAUCAACCACUACCCCAGAAGAAGGAUCAAGACUCAACCACCCAACCAUCAACCCAGCACCGACAGCACCGAAAACCCAUCCGAAACCAAGCCCGUCGCCACCAUAGUACUACCCUACAUCGGCAAGACUUCACACCGACUACAACGCAUCCUUCACUCUGCCAACAUCCUCGUCAGACACCAAUCCUCUCGAAAACUACACUCCAUCCUUCACUCUCAUAAGGACAAGCACCCAUCCAACAAACAACCAGGCGUCUACAAGAUCCCCUGCGACUGCGGUAAAGUCUACAUUGGGGAAACUGGCCGAGACUUCGACACCAGACUCAAGGAACACAAGACCCACCACCGACGCAGCGACUGGGACCGAUCCGCCAUCGUCAAGCACGCACAACAAGAGAAUCACCGCAUAGAAUGGGAAAGGAGCCACCUAAUCACCAACAUCCGGCACUGGAAUACCAGAAGGGUCAGGGAAGCCAUUGAGAUACAUCAACAUAACACUGUGCCUCAAGACCCUGGCCUCCACAUCAACAGCAUCUGGCACCCAAUCCUACGUCACCAUCAAACUUCUAACCAAUCCACAAACAACCAGCCGUCCACCGUCACUCCACCGAGCCCUCCUACCCAACACAGCAGUCUGAUUGCAUCACCAACUCAACCAGGGACUCCGCCGACACACACACCACCGCCACCGACACCUCGCUACAACCUCCGCCGACGACCCAACACCUCAUCCGUACACCAGGCCACCCACUCACUCCCGCCGAAGCUCACCCGACGAGUCCGCCGACCAACACGCACAGAACGCCACCAUUGA
Molecule: messenger RNA, 1062 nt
Organism: Lytechinus variegatus (green sea urchin)
Lineage: Eukaryota; Metazoa; Echinodermata; Echinoidea; Temnopleuroida; Toxopneustidae
Exons: 1
Coding region: 1-1062 (353 amino acids)
Source: RefSeq, a predicted model, not a curated record